CAAUCAGGGAGGCGCUGCGCGGCGGGCGAUUCAACGGGCCCUCGCAGUCUCCCCCGUAGCGCUAUGGCGGCGAGCUCCUCUCCCCAGCUCUCAGCCAGCCGCAGGUCUGAGCCGGCCUUCCGAGAACAAAGACAACAAAAGGUUGAAGAAUACCUAUCAAGAAAAAAGACCUUUUCUGGUGUGCCCGUUCAAAAAAAGCAGGCAUCAAUCAGCAGUAGCAGAACUAGGAGAGCAACUAGCAAUAAACUGCAAGACAAAACACAGCUCUCAAGUUCUCCAAAGCCAGAAAUAGAAAACAAUGAGAAUGCUAAUAAACUGCCAUGGGACCAAUCAAGUGGUCACUCCGAAAAAAGUGUUAUUUUAAACUCUUCCACAACCACACUGACAAAUUCCAUAUCGGGAACAAACUAUAAUGAAGAUCAUGCUUCCAAGGAUGAAGUUACUGAACUAAAAUCUCAGCACGUGUCACUUAGCAAGUCCUUCUUGCAAAUGAAAAGCAUAAAAGAGAAGCAGUCAGUUGAAGAAAAACAAAAUUCAGGUAUCAGCCUACCAAAGAAACCAGUGUUUGGUGUGUAUCGUGGCAAAGUUAUCCAAUCCAAGGUAAACUCCUUCCGAAAAGCACCAAAAAGUGAGGGGGAAAAGAGUUCUUUGCCAGACAAGAAGUUUCUUCCUCCUGCCACCAAACCAGCAGCAAGAUCUUUGUCGAUCAGCCGCUGUAACGUAGUUUUGAAGACCAUCAAAGUCACAAACAACCCUAAUUCUGUAAAAGCAAAUUAUGUCCUCCCAUUUCAGAGCAAACCAUCUAACAAAGCUGCUAUUAACUCCCAGUCCCAUCUGAAGGAAUGGCAACUGACAUCUGUUGUAGCACCCAAGAAAGUAACAGAAAAUACGAUUCUUGGAAGGGUUGCACAGCCACUGAAGGCUGCUUCUAACAAUUCUGACCACAGGAUACUAGGAGUGAAGAAAUGCACAAGUUUUUGUGAAGGUGCAAGACCAGAAGCUCCAGCAAAACCAGUUUCUGUUGUUCCUGGUACAAAGUCAGGACAGAAUUUGAAAACUAAUGGCAAUAGAAAAUCUCUUCUACCAAAAGAGUCAGCAGAAGCAAGAAGAGCUCGUCUGGAUGAAUGGAGGGCAUCUAGAGGAAAAGUGUUGAGGAGACCUCCUAUAUGUGUGCAGCUGGGACCUCAGUCUACAAGUGAAGAACAAGGGUUCUCUUCUGGUGAAUCUUCAGAGCAUGUAUUCCAUAAUGAAAAGGUCAACAGGACUCUUGCAGAAUGUCUGAAAUUAACUGAACAGGGAUGUCAAAGUGAUGAAGUACGUGCCAUGUUGGAAGAUAUGGCACAGAGCACUCCUGGGGCUAAAAAGCUUGCGAAAUAUUGGAUCUGCUGUAUACGUCUUGAACAGAUGGGCCCUCUUGAAAAGGUCAUUGCUGUCUAUGAGGAGGCCAUUUUGGCAGGGGCAAUGCCUAAAGAUGAACUACGACACACACUAAUAAAUAUUAUAAAAAAUACUGAAAGCCUCUUUGAGCCUGAGGAUGGGGGAGCUGUGGUAGAAUCUGGUUUACAUGAGGUAGUUGAAGUCAGUGGAAGUUUAGGUUCAGGAGCAUCGGAGCAGGUUCAGGAGGCCUCUAAGGAUCUCUGCUCUGAUGACCAAAAAGCAGAGAGUGACGACACUAAGGCAGAGGCUAACACUGAAGUGAUCAAAAAUGAAGAAAUGGAUUCAGACUUGAAACCAAGAGAAGACAUUUUGCCAAAAAAGAAUAAAACCCAGAAGACUAAAGAAGGUACAAAAAAGAAAGGAAAAUGUGGAACAGAAGAGCAGAAUGAAGAUGGGGUAAAAGAUGUAGCCCGAUCAGUUAAUUCUCCUGAGAAAGAGAAUGGCACACCUUAUUUCCUGAGGUACAAUCAAUCUACCACACCAUACUUGGGAAGGGUGAAGAUGCACCAUGAGGCACAUGACUCCAGUGCUAAAGACCUGAAAAUUGUAACCCCGUUGCGAUGUUCUCAACGCAUUCGGGAGAAGAUGCGCAAGCUGUUGGAUACUGUUAAGGAUCAAGAUCCAUGUGUGUCUUCAUUUGAACAGCUAGGAGAAUUGGAAUAAGAAGCACUGCAUUUAUCCACAGACAGCAAUGCACUCAAAGAAAUAAGUGCUGAAGUAGAAAAGUAAAAAGGGGCAGUAAUGCUACAUGGGGGUUAAAGAUUGGAUCCUUUUUAAGGGGAGUUAAGUGGCAUUUGUUUUUAGCAGCUUUGAGAAAAGGAGCUAUCUAAAACUUGCAUGGAUGGCUUAAUAUGAAAUUUGACUGCCUGAGUCACUAGACUUUUGAAUUUAUAAGUUUCUGCCUCUACAAAAUUGCAGUGAAUCUGGUCUCUUUUAGUACUUACAGCCUUCAGUGUCUUCAUGUUAAAUAUGAUUCAUCAAAUAUUGAACCAAGGAAUAGAUUUCACACUUCAUAUAAUAGUCUGAUUGUAGUAUAUUGUUAAUAUAUACUGUUUUCCUGUUGCAAUUCCUAUGAAUUCUUUAGAAUUGCACGAUCUUAGUUUAAGAAACAAAAACAACUUAGGCAGCGUCUACUAUAGCAACGUGUAGUUUUGAAAACUGAAAACAGCUAGUAGGGUGUGUACAACACUAAGUUUAAACUGUGUAUUUUUUUAGGGUAUUUCAAUAAAACAGAUUAAAAUUAAUUCCUUUACUGGAUCGUAAUUAAACCCAGUAACUGGUUUCCUUUGCAAGUAUGAUACACUAAUUACUUGUGCAACUGUUCUAAUGUUGAUUUGCAUUACUCUGUAAUAUGGAAGACUUACUAAACUAGUCAUCUUAGUUGUGUUUGUUCUUAGUUUCCACCUAAAGCCCAUAAAUAAAUUGUAGAUUGUGGCUAGAGGCCUGAGACCGGAA
Molecule: messenger RNA, 2892 nt
Organism: Falco peregrinus (peregrine falcon)
Lineage: Eukaryota; Metazoa; Chordata; Aves; Falconiformes; Falconidae
Gene: CKAP2
Product: cytoskeleton associated protein 2
Exons: 9
Coding region: 64-2100 (678 amino acids)
Biological process (GO): negative regulation of microtubule depolymerization
Cellular component (GO): microtubule cytoskeleton
Source: RefSeq, a predicted model, not a curated record